AUGGAAUGGAUUCUGCUGUCAAUCAGUCAGAGUCAGCCUCUCCCCGCCCUCAUAUUUCCUUUUUCUCCAGAUCUGGAUCCAUCUCUUGCCUGCAAUGAUCUCUCUCUCUCUCUCUCUCUCUCUCUCUCUCUCUCUGACCAUGAAAAACAAAUCAACCUAUCCAUCUAUCCAAAUCGAUUCACAUAUCUCUCCUCUCUUCACAUCUCUCUCUCUCUCUCUCUCCGCUCUUCACAUCUCUCUCUCUCUCUCUCUGCUCUUCACAUCUCUCUCUCUCUCUCUCUCCGCUCUUCACAUCUCUCUCUCUCUGCUCUUCACAUCUCUCUCUUUCUCUCUCUCUGUUCACGUCUGUCAGUCCACUUUUGCGCAUUCAUCAGUCUCUGUUCAUUCAUAUCAAUUAAUCUAUCUUAUUCUCCUCUAUCUGCUUUGUAUUUUCUGUCUAUUUCUAUCUUUGAUUCUUACUGUUAUUUAUCUUCCUAUCUCUCUCACUGUCCAUUUCCUUUAUAA
Molecule: messenger RNA, 504 nt
Organism: Acanthosepion pharaonis
Lineage: Eukaryota; Metazoa; Mollusca; Cephalopoda; Sepiida; Sepiidae
Source: the annotation of a GenBank genome assembly